Molecule: messenger RNA, 2653 nt
Organism: Rhincodon typus (whale shark)
Lineage: Eukaryota; Metazoa; Chordata; Chondrichthyes; Orectolobiformes; Rhincodontidae
Product: calpain-10
Exons: 11
Coding region: 521-2167 (548 amino acids)
Biological process (GO): proteolysis
Cellular component (GO): cytoplasm
Molecular function (GO): calcium-dependent cysteine-type endopeptidase activity
Source: RefSeq, a predicted model, not a curated record
UAUUGGAAUUUGCUGCACGCAAGUAAACAUUCAUUUGUAUAAUAUGUAUUGAAUUUAUACAACGCCGUAGGAACUGUGCGCAGCAAACACACAUAGCAAUGUAGUGGACCAGAUAAUUUGUUUUCGUUGUUUAUUUUCGAGCGCAUUUACUACAUUACAGCAGUGGCCACGCUUUUAAAAAUUGGAUGUGUUACUGUGCAGCUCUUUGGGACGUCCUUGGGUUGCAAGAAGGGCUACAGAAAUGCAAGUCUUUGCUUCCAUUCUCAUCAACCCUCCCGACGAUAGCCCACAUCCCACUUUGACAAUGAUGUGAGGCUGAUUAUUUGGCGAUUUCGACACUACUCAAACAGGCGGAGCUGCGAGUAGAGUUGAGGGCGAUGUGUAUGGAAUUAGAUUGCAUUAUCUUCAUGCAAGAUGGAAAAAAAGAUUAUCUGUUCUCCAGUCUAAAGAAAAAACUGAUGGAAAUUAAAAUAUGAUUAUGCUGGGAUUCCUUUAAGCAUAUGUGAAGUGUAUUGUGACAAUGACCAUUUUGGAUAUGGAGAUCCCAAAGAAGAAACUAUUUGAAGAUCCGGGCUUCCCUGCUUCUAGCACAUCUCUUUUUUCAAGUUAUUCUACACCUAUCACCAAAUUGAGAGGUAAAAUCACAUGGCUACGUCCACAGGAAAUAUCCAGAUCACCUCAGUUGUUUCCAGAAAACCCACAGGAUGGACAGAUAAAACAAGGCCUCUUGGGAGAUUGCUGGUUCUUGUGUGCUUGUGAAGCCUUGCGUAAAAACAGACAACUCUUAGAUAAGCUCAGGGACACAGAAAUUGACGAGGACAAAGUCAUGAUCUCCUUUGAUAUUACAGCAUUAUUUACAUCCAUUGACAUACCGUUAGCUGGAGAGACGCUAGCCACGCUACUAGAAGUACCAGGAGCACCGAUCCUGAACAUCAGAAAGGACAGCUUACUGAAACUACUAGAUUUAUGCCUAACAAUAGGCGAUAGUUGGAAAACAUUGGAUCCUGCCAUUGCUACAGCCCUGCAGUCUGCAGCAGAGGAUGGGGAAUUCUGGGUGGAGGAGCAUGAAUUUUUUCGGGAUUUUGAUGAGGUAACAGUGGGAUAUCCGAUAAAUAUGGAGGGACACAUCCUCAGUCUUUUAACAGGUAAAAGUUUGCGUCAUACACUACAACUUUCAGGACAGUGGGUGUUAGGUCUAUCUGCUGGUGGUUGCCGUAACAACAGUAGUUUCUGUACCAACCCCAAAUUCUGGUUGAGAAUUUUGGAUCCAGGUGAAGUAGUUAUCACAAUAUUACAAAAAAAACAUGAUUCCAGCAACAGAAAUGACAAGGCUUGUUGGUCAGAGAAGGCUACUAUGCAUUGUCAGAAUAUUGAAGAAGACCCCACCACUGAUGUCCUCCAACAGAAACGUCAUCGAGCAAUAGGGCUACAUGUAUGGAAGGUAGAGAAGAAACGAUUUAAUUUGCAGAAAACUGUUGCCAAAACACCAACCAUUUCAACAGAAUGCCAUACGUAUGACAGGGAAGUGAAACUGCAUUGUGAUCUUACACCUGGCUACUAUCUUGUCAUCCCAAGUACAUUCAUGAAAGACGAAGAUGGACAUUUUCUACUACGUGCUUUUUCAACAUCUAAAAUAUCAUUGAGUGUAGUGAAAGCAGCUCAUCCACUUACGCAGUUGGAGGAAAAUUCUGAAGGGGAAUGGGAGAUAAUGCAGUUUACAGAUUCGUGGAUCAAUGGAAAGAAUGCAGGUGGAAGCAGGAACUUCCCAACAUACAGCACUAAUCCACAUUUGCCAUUCUCAAUCCUCUCUGAAACUGGUAUUGGAAAUGUUCGAAUCACUCUGUGCCAGGAAAGUGUAGAUGGACAGUUCCUUCCAAUAGGAUUCCAUGUUUAUCAGGUACAUGAUAAAAAUUUGAAUCAAGCAUCCCCCCAACAUCUAGAGCCUGUGGUGGCUUGUGUGCCUCAUCGCUACACACAAGAAAUGACUCAACUUUGCACCCUCCCAACAGGAAAUUAUGAGAUUGUUCCUUCUACAUAUCUGCCCAACAGUGAGGCGCAAUUUACAGUCACUGUCGAAACCAAAAUAGACAGGAAGCCAUUCCAGUCUCAGGAGAACUUAGGACAAACAAUCAAUGAGGUCUCUUAUACCUCAGUAAUGCAAAGGUAAGAAACCAACACCAAAUUCUUCAAAUGUCUGCCUGAAAACAGUAAGAAAGUAUAAUCAGAAGAGAGUCAAGCUGUAGGCAUUCACUCUACCAUUUGCACUUCACAAAGCCUGACCCUCGUGGCACUAAUAAAAUGUGACAGGGCUCGUCAUUGUAAAUAAGCAAUUCUGCUUUAAGCAGACUGGCGAUGUGCUUGAUGUACAGGAGCAAGAACAAAAGCUGCCUUAGAACUGGACGCUACUUCAAAGAGUCAGCAUUGCUGCACACAGUAAUGGACAAAGAGCCGAUCGAUCUCCUGCUGCUUUGAUGUUAUUGAAGGCAAAUGAGACUGACAUUUAAAUUCAGUUUGUACUUUCAGCACACACCAUAUUACACAGUUCACUGAAUUGUAAAGGUCUGAUUCUGUCCUGCUUAUUUUGUAACCUCCUGUGGGCUGCAUUUUUCCAUAAUUUUAAAAUAAAACUGGAACUUGGGUUACUAUUCACUGA